This is a messenger RNA of Medioppia subpectinata, 346 nucleotides long. NCBI's taxonomy places the organism in Eukaryota, Metazoa, Arthropoda, Arachnida, Sarcoptiformes, Oppiidae. The record is from the annotation of a GenBank genome assembly.
CAAAACGAUGGCCCACUCGACGAAUAUCAUCGUCGAUGGACUGCCGAAGAAUUUGGUCAACAAUAUCAUCGAAUCGGCGUUACCGAAAGGCGUGUUUGUGAGCGAAGAGGCCAUGAAUGCCAUUCACAAGAGCGCCACCGUAUUUAUCAUCCAAUCGGUGGCCAACGCCUGCCUGUCGGCCAACAGCGACCACUUGACGCCAGAUAUGAUCAUCGCUGCGACCAAAGCCAUGGGUUUCGACGCCUUUGAACACCCGUUACGCCAACGACUCAAUGAGUUGUCACAAAACAAGACAACAGAUGAUAAUCACAUUUCUAGUAAUGACAGCAAAAGAGUCCGCAAAUGA